AUGGAGUCUCUUAUCAAGGUAGGCGUUCGAGCCGACUAUGUACAUGCGCUCUUCGGCAGCGCAGCACGUGUGGCUAUUUCGCUGGGCCACUCUCACAUCGUGCAAGGCCUAGUCCGUUGCGGCCAUGAUGCGAACGCGCAGAUAUGUUUGACUGGGACCAGGAAUAUGCUCCUCUACGCGGGUGAACUAGGCCGGAGGGACAUUAUGGAAUUCCUCCUCGCCUUGCCAGACAUCCAAACAGGCACGGAGCAUGAAGCGACCGAAAAGACUGCUCUGUUCUGGGCGGCUGAACGAGGCUGGACCGAAGCGGUCAGACUUCUGCUGUCGAACCUUGGCACUGAGCCCGGCCCGGCCGAUCUUGAAGCCGCCGUCAGGGAGGGACAUGAGGAUAUUGUGAGGCUGCUUGUCGCGAGAGACGACUUUUGUCCCAACUUCGGCGUGAGGAGGAGCUGCUCUUUAUGGCUAGCUGUCAAGCAUGACAGAGACUGGGCUGUGAGGCUGUUCCUGGACCGAUACGCUGUGGACCCCAACAUAUUGAUUAACGAUCGGAAGACAAUGCUAGUUUUGGCAGCCCAGCUUGGUCACAUAUCUAUUGUCCGGGCUCUCCUGGAGCGAGACGACGUCGACCCCAAUUACCAAGCCCUGGGAUACAAAAAAGCCGCCCUACACUAUGCUGCCGCUGGAGAUAAGGCCAAUGUGGUUGAAGUUCUGCUCGAGAGCCCAAGUUUAGAUGUCAAGGCUACUUAUGACGGUAUGUUUGCAUUGGAGAUUGCCGUUUACAAGCACCACGUUAGAUGUGCGAGACUCAUCCUCGAACGCAUGGAUAAAGCAGACAAACAUUUGGAAGGAGCUCUUAUGCUUGCCGUCCGCCGUGGUAGCAUUGAUCUAGUCCGAUUGUUCCUCGCGGAUGCCCAGAUACGAAGCUGUUUGUCAUAUGCGUUCAGCCUGGCUUUAUGCCAAGCGGCGCUCGAAGGCGCCACCGACAUGGUUAGGGAGUUGGUCAAAUACGACGAGAUAGACCCGAACCGCACCUAUUCCACGUGCUUUUCUCGCGAGGACACGGCACUCUUCGCCGCCGUUCGGAGAGGGCAUGUCGAUGCUGCACGGCUCGUCUUGAGCCACCCAAGACUGGACAUCAACCACACAAGGUUCGACGGGACGGUCUUGGGACUGCUCGCUGACCGAGGAGACCAAAGGCUGCUGAAGGAUGUGCUUCACAACCCCAAUAUCGAUGUCAAUAUUCAUGCCCAGGGUUAUCAAGACAACAUUAUUGUUUACAGACAGGAUUCAGACGAUCCGCACAGGAAGUUUAUUGGUGACUUUGACAUGAGAUUCACAUGGGACGAUACUCCCUUGCUGAGGGCGGCCAGAAAGGGUUUCUUCAUGUCCGUGCGAAUCCUUCUCGAGGACCCUCGCACCGAUGUAUGCGCAACAAGUAGUGAACAACGAACCGCACUUUGGUGGGCUGUGCACUGGAACAGGGAGAGCAUGGUGAGACGCUUACUCGAGGCCGACAGCAAGGCCGUGAAUAUGCGAGACGUGGAGGGCUGGACCCCGUUGCAUCUGGCCGUGAACUUAUCAAGAUCAGAGAGUAUGCUAAGAUUGCUUUUGAAGCAACAAAAUGUUGAUCCAAACAUCGCCACCGAAGCUGGCUGGACGGCACUCCAUCUGGCCAUGCUUUGCUGUGACACCAGGGCGGUUGAAGCUCUACUCGACCACGCUGAGAUCGACACCUCUGUACGCCUUGGAGAUGGGAGAACGCCGUCCGAGGUCCAUGCCCCUGGUGAUUGCGAUUGCAAGUCGCUAGUUCAAUCUCGAAAUGCUGUAAGGUAA
This is a messenger RNA of Clonostachys byssicola, 1833 nucleotides long. NCBI's taxonomy places the organism in Eukaryota, Fungi, Ascomycota, Sordariomycetes, Hypocreales, Bionectriaceae. The record is from the annotation of a GenBank genome assembly.